This is a messenger RNA of Linum trigynum, 2404 nucleotides long. The record is from the annotation of a GenBank genome assembly. NCBI's taxonomy places the organism in Eukaryota, Viridiplantae, Streptophyta, Magnoliopsida, Malpighiales, Linaceae.
AGAAUGGGGGAAGAGGUGAAGGUGGAUUGCGUCAUCAGGGACACCGUUUAGCUUGAACUCGUUCGUCAGCUGCAGAAAACGGGAAAGAUGCACCCUUGCCUCCUCAUCCUUCAAGCAAUGAAACUGGAUAGAGGAUGUAAUGAGUUGAAUCCAGCAUGGCUUGAUCUCGAAGUUGUUCGCUGGAAUGGGCGGGUAGAGGAUGACAGGGCGGAUAUAAGCAAUCCGUGGAGUGUAGUACUACUCCAAGGUGGGACCCGGCGGCGGUGGUGGUUGAUGCGGAACCCCAUCUACCCGGGGUAUGGGGUUGUUCCCCAAGAUCUGAUUCACCGGGGGAACCUGGAGAGGUAUCCCCUGUCGCGAGUUAUGGUAUCCUUCCAUCUAGUACUCUUCCUCAGAAUCGCUGCUUAAGUGGCCGUCUAUGCGCUCCUCCGUAGCCAGUCUAGCUCGUUGUUGUCUCCUAAGUUGGCGACAGGUGCGUUCAAACUCCGGAUCCAACGGCAGUAAACCUCCUGACUGGCUACGGGUCAUGCACUACCUGCACACAGUCAAGCAGUAAACCCGUGAAGGCACAAGUGUGACAGAGCAAACAAUGCAAAAAAGAAAAGAUAAAUUAACAGAAUUCACAUUUCUUCAACAAACUAGCCGUCCCCGGCAACGACGCCAAAAACUUGACUCGCUCCUACUGUCACUCUAGAAAAUGGCCAAGUGUAACCACCUCCUAAAGCGUAGUAUAGCGGGUUUGGGUUUUAAUAUCAACCCGGGUCCUAGAUGUGAUGACUACUCCGUGAGUUCUUAUUAUUUAGAAGUGAAACUUUAGUGAAGGUCCAAACAAGCAAACAAGCAAAGCAAGUAAAAAGGUUGUUUUCAAGUCGAGAGAGGUCACCCGGAUAUGGUUCCCCCUAGACUGCAGUUAAGCAGGAUUGUAGUUUACCAAGUUCAGGUUCAAUGAUAGUUAUAAUGUGGGAGGUUCUUAAACAGUCUGAAGUCUCGACUAAAGGUCUCCAGACCCUCUCAAUAUGAGUCUCCGCGGGCGACUAACCUCCACCGGAGUAACCAGAUUGAGGCCCUAACGAACCAAACCUCCACUACCGAAGUAAAUUCGGUACAGAAUAGUGAAUUGACUUCUCAAUUAAAGUCGCCAAUUCACUACCUUCAAUCAAGGGUGCUCUAUAAACCUAGGCAGAUAUUCUCUUUCUAGGUUAAAGUAGAAACAAUAGGAAUUUGAUCCAGAUUCAUGCCAUUCAACAAAUCAAACCUCAAUUGAACAUAAUCAUAUCAAUGAAUUUGUACUUGGGUUCAUACAAUCAGACCUAACAUACAAAUCUAGGGUUCUUCAUACCCAGGUGAAUAAGAAAGUUACUCCAUAGAGAGAGAUGGAAAAUCUAGCUCAGAUGCGGAAACCAUACUGUGAAGGAUGGGAAUCUGCUUCUGGCACUCAAUCAGAUCUUCUCCAAGCUCAAGCCGCGCUCCAAUGGUGAUGGAGAUCGAUCAAGGACACUUGCAGAGUCAGGUUCGUCACUUUCUCUCUCUAGGUAUCGCUUUUUCUCUCUAAAACUCGGUACCCCUCUCCUUUGGCUGGAAAUUGGGUUAAAACCCAGAAAUUCCCGAUCACACGGCCGUGUGAAUUUCCCAGCUGCCCGUGUGAGUUGUGCAAAAUGCGGCGUUUCGAUAAGUGGACUUCAGCCAUCCUACACGGUCACAACCACACGGCCGUGUGGAUUUCCAGGCUGCCCAUGUGAGUUCCCUGGAAUUUCCACACGGCCACAAGGGGUCUCCUACACGGACCAUGUGAUUUUGCCCGUGCAAUUUGAUGUCACACGGCCGUGUAGGUUUUUAGGCGUGCCCGUGUGGCUCCAUCAGCUUCUCGCCAAAUGUCCAAUCUUCGUCCAAUCGACCCCGGACUCGUUCCCAAGCCUUCAUUCACGUACUAGGAACUGAAAUAUCACAAACAAGAACAACCUAGCGUGAAAUCGGCCUAAAACGCGAGAAUCGACAUCUCAAACGGCUCAAGAAUAGGGGUAAAACAUGUGCAAUCAAUGGUCUAUCAUUACCAAUACACUUGGAAGAGCAACCAGGAGUGUAUAGGGCGUAUUGAGGAAAGGCUCGAUUGAGGCUUAUAUUCACCAUCCUGGUUCUAGUUAUACAACAGUGUCAUUAUAUUCAAUGAAUUACCUCUUGAAUAUGAUCACAUCCUUUAAGAUUUGAGUUUGAAGGAAGUCGAGGCAAAGCUAAAGCUUGUUCCGAUUUGAUGCCCGCAUGACGCAAUAGAGGAAUGCAAUGAUAUUAUCAUUAGAAUAUGGGAUGAUGGAGGAAAAUGUCAAGAAAGAGUAGCAAAGUGUGAGAAAGAGCUGACGAGUUGGGCAAAACAAAUUUUUGAAGAACAAAAUAAAUGGUCCAAGGAUAU